UUGCAUUUUUAAAAAAAAGUGUAAUGAACUUAUCGUGAAUAAAUUACACAUUUAAUGAUUCUAUAUGAUUCCCCAGAAUUAAUACACAAUUGGGCUUUCUCAAGGUCUGGGCAUUUUGUCUCGAUUGAUUCUCAUUGAAUCCUCCAAUGUGCCCCCAUUACAGAGACUCUGAAUUCUUUGAUGGUUUUCCGAAAUCGGGCACGAAAUGAUUGAAUGAAGCUAUAAAUUUCCCGAUUCGUUGGAUCGGUUGAAUGAAGCCUUCAAUGAGUCUCGUUAUAGAGGUUUCCACUUCCUUGUUCUUCCAUUAAUUUGACAUAAAUGAGUCUUCAAAACCUUCAAUGAUUAUCCUAAAUUGGGGGGCAAAAAAAACCAAUUUAUUGCAAUAACAAUGUCUGAAACCAAAGAAUCCGAUAAAUCGAAGGUCACAAAAUUCAUUGAGAAGAUCAAGAAAUUGCCAUCCUCGAUAUGUCACAAGGUAUGGGAUGUAGCGAAAGAAGACCCGAGGCGAGUAAUUCACGCUGUGAAGAUGGGCACAGCCAUUACAUUGGUCUCCUUGCUUUAUCUCUUGGGUCCUCUAUACAAAAUUUUCGGAUCAAAUGCAAUGUGGGCUGUGAUGACAGUUGUUCUGGUUCUUGAAUUUACCGCAGGUGCAACAUUGUACAAGGGCUUGAACAGAGGAUUAGGGACAGUGUGCGCAGGCGGUCUAUCGUUGCUCAUAGAACUCUCGGCUGCAAAGGCUGGCAAUGUUUAUAAGGUCGUUAUCAUAGGCGUUUCGAUAUUUUUUGUAGGAGCCGGAGCCACAUUUGUGAGAUUCAUCCCAUACAUAAAACAGAACUACGACUACGGAGUGAUAAUUUUCCUUCUAACUUUCAAUCUCAUAACAAUAUCAAGCUUCAACGUCAAAGACCUCCUUGGAAUGGCACGUGAACGCCUGUACACGAUAGGUUUCGGUUCUGCGAUCAGUCUCUUCAUGUGCCUCUUCAUUCUACCAAAUUGGUCAGGCCAAGAUCUUGAGAAAUCUACUGUUAACAAACUCGAAGCCUUAGCGAAAUCUAUUGAAGCUUGUGUGAAUGAUUAUUUUGAAGAUACGGAGAUCAGAGAUGAGAAAUCAUCGAGGUACCAGACGUAUAAGGGUUAUAGAACAGUUUUGGACUCGAAAUCUACGGACGAAGCUCAAGCAUUGUUUGCCAGUUGGGAACCAAGGCACUCAAGGCGACGAUAUCCCUGGCAGAGAUACGUGGAGCUCGGGACAACCCUUCGACACUUUGCAUAUACUGCCGUUGCAUUGCAUGGCUGUUUGGAAUCUUCAAUUCAGGCUCCACAAUCUCUUCGGUCUCAAUUCAGAGAUCCCUGCACUCGACUGGCUGCAGAAGUCUACAAAGUCCUAAACCAGCUUGCCACCGGCAUUAAAAACCACCGCCACUGCCCACCAAAUGUUCUCUCUGAUCAACUCCACAGAGCCCUUCAAGAUCUCGACUCAGCCAUUAAAUCUCAACCCCAGGUUUUUCUUGGCCCCAGCAGAUUCCCUUCCACCGAAAAAGCCAGUGUCCCCGAAACACUACACCAUUUGAAAAGCAAGAGGCUAGAUAAUCAAAAAAGUAGAAAACAAGAAGAUACAGAGAAAGAUUCAGCUGACCAGAAAGUACUGAGGCCACAACUGAGCAUGAUUGUGAUACGCAACCUUGAGUUCUCAGAUGCUCUUCCAUUCGCAGCUUUUGCUUCAUUGCUGGUGGAGAUGGUAGCGAGGCUUGAUCUUGUGAUCGAAGAAUUUGAAGUUUUGGGAAAAGCUGCAAAGUUUAAGAAGUAUUCGAAGAGAGAGAGCAGGAAACAUAAAGACAAGAAAAAUAGCGCGAAAUGGCCAGGUCGUGUUGUUCCACAAGCUGCAGAUAUUGAGAACCAAUCCAAGUCGUUGGCUUAACAAUCAAGAGAGGAGUCUUUGUUUCCGCUUCUUGCACACUCGAAACACUGUUUUGAAUCUAGUAUAUGUAACAGUCAAGAAAGAAGCCUUUUGCUGAUACCUACUGUUUCAGGAAAUUUAUUUAGCACUCCUAAAUUCUGACUGCACUCAAAUUUCUUGUUUUCAUAAUUUCAGAUUGCAUAACUUCUUGUUAUGACUU
This is a messenger RNA of Asparagus officinalis (garden asparagus), 2117 nucleotides long. Its product is annotated as aluminum-activated malate transporter 12-like. Bases 389 to 1918 code for a protein of 509 amino acids. Gene Ontology annotation, cellular component: plant-type vacuole membrane. The transcript is spliced from 9 exons. Gene Ontology annotation, biological process: malate transport. The record is from RefSeq and is a predicted model, not a curated record. Lineage: Eukaryota; Viridiplantae; Streptophyta; Magnoliopsida; Asparagales; Asparagaceae.